AUGAUACUGCUGAGAUUCGCUCCAAGUCCUACUGGAGCUCUUCAUCUCGGCGGUCUUCGAACUGCCUUGUAUAACUACCUUUACGCGAAGAAACAUGGAGGAAAAUGGAUCAUGAGGAUUGAGGAUACGGAUGCAACACGGUAUGUUCCCGGUUCGGUGGACAACAUCCGUAAGGCAUUGGAUUGGGCUGGUUUAGAGUACGACUACGGUCCUGGGAAAGACGGCCCUCAUGCUCCAUACUUUCAAUCAGAACGUCUCGAUUUAUAUCGCUCGUAUACGAACAAGCUUCUGGAUUCGGGACACGCAUACCGCUGCUUCUGCUCUCCAGACCGCCUCACGGCGACCCGCGAAAAGCUAGCGCGAUCAGGCUCGAACGAGACGUACGACAAGCAUUGUUUAUACUUGUCGGAUGAAGAAGUGGCUCGGAAAGUUCGUGCUGGGGAGAAGUCGGUAGUUCGGUUGAACGACGACAAACUUCCUGCUAGGCCGCCUUCUGUUGACAUUGUCUUCGGAAAACUCAGGGACUCGCAUUUAUCACUUCCAACCGAUCCCAUCUUGCUCAAAUCAGAUCUCUUCCCUACCUACCAUCUUGCAUCCGUAGUAGAUGACCACGAAAUGGGCAUAACUCACGUUUUACGGGGAGAGGAAUGGCUACCAUCUCUCGAUCUACAUCUUGAUAUAUAUGCAUGUCUUAACAUAUCCAGUCCGCAGUUUGCCCACAUCCCGAUCCUCGUCAACGCCGACGGCUCGAAAAUGUCAAAACGCAACGGAGACGUACAAGUUGCUGAUUACAUACGACGGGGAUGGGAGCCAGCAGCUAUUCUCAACUGGCUUGCUCUUGCUGGAUGGGGUGCUCAAAGAGAGGUUACAGAAGUCACCGGUGGACCUUUGGACUCUCCUCGUAGCGUCCAAUCUUCUCCAGCACCAGACAGCACCACUGUCAUGACCAUGCCCGAAAUGAUCGAACAGUUCGACUUGCCUGCGCUUACUCAUCGUAGCACGAGCCUCGAUCCGACGAAGCUAGAAUAUUUGAACAAACACCAUCUCAUGCGAGUGUGGUCAACGCCCGACGGCCUCGACUCAUUGGCGCGUCGUCUCCAUAUUUUAGUCAAGGAGGCAUUCCCCGCCAGCCCGUUCACCACCGUUGACUAUAUCAAGAAAAUCAUUAUGAUAUUGCAGGGACGUCUUACCAAUGUUCAAGACAUAGGGCUGCACACGCCAUACCUCUUCAUCGAACCCGAUUAUAGCUCAGAGGAAGCUCAAAUUAUGAUCAAGAAUAUUCCAGAGGAAUCACGCCAGCGUACGCUUCAUGCUGUUCGCGACCGCCUGAAUGAUUCAACACAAUGGGACAAUAUCGACAUUGCGGGGAUCCUUCAUGAAGAGAAUGAUUCACUUGGACUGUCACAUAAAAUAUUUAUGACAACGUUGCGGCACACCCUCAGUGCCAUGAAGAAUGGUCCAAGUGUCCCCGAAAUCAUGCAGGUCCUGGGUCGUGAAAGGACGCUAGCAAGGCUACAAAACCAUAUUACUAUUACGGUCGACAAAACGGACUGA
Pleurotus ostreatus (oyster mushroom) is the source of this 1554-nucleotide messenger RNA. RefSeq names its product Glutamate--tRNA ligase mitochondrial (gene MSE1). Bases 1 to 1554 code for a protein of 517 amino acids. The transcript is spliced from 13 exons. The record is from RefSeq and is a predicted model, not a curated record. Gene Ontology annotation, biological process: glutamyl-tRNA aminoacylation. NCBI's taxonomy places the organism in Eukaryota, Fungi, Basidiomycota, Agaricomycetes, Agaricales, Pleurotaceae. Gene Ontology annotation, molecular function: tRNA binding; zinc ion binding; ATP binding.